Molecule: messenger RNA, 2065 nt
Organism: Tupaia belangeri chinensis (Chinese tree shrew)
Lineage: Eukaryota; Metazoa; Chordata; Mammalia; Scandentia; Tupaiidae
Product: armadillo repeat-containing X-linked protein 3
Cellular component (GO): mitochondrion
Molecular function (GO): protein binding
Source: RefSeq, a predicted model, not a curated record
UGAAGAAACCAAACUUCAGGUUUUGAAACUCCUUUUGAAUUUGGCUGAAAAUCCAGCCAUGCCUAGAGAACUGCUCAGGGCCCAAGUGCCAUCGACACUGGGUUCCCUCUUUAAUAAGAAGGAGAACAAAGAGGUUAUUCUUAAACUUCUGGUCAUAUUUGAGAAUGUAAAUGACAAUUUUACAUGGGAAGAAAAUGAACCUAUUCAAAAUCAAUUCGGUGACGGUUCACUUUUUUUCUUUUUAAAAGAAUUUCAAGUGUGUGCUGAUAAGGUUCUGGGAAUAGAAAGUCACCAUGAUUUUUUGGUGAAAGUAAAAGUUGGAAAAUUCGUGGCCAAACUGGCCGAACAUAUGUUCCCAAAGAACCAGGAAUAACUUGAUUUUGUAGUUUAGAAGCAACAUAUAUUGUAAACUAUUCCUUUUCUCCACCUUGUUUAUAUGGUAAAGGAAUCCUUUCACCUGCCAAUUUUGAAUAACGAAUAUCAUAUCAUCAACGCGGAUAUUUAACUGAGUUGGUCUUCAGGUUUAAGCUGGAUGAAUGAAUAUCACUACUUGUUCUGAAAAUGUGUUUGUUGCUUUUUAUCUCGCUGCCUAGAUUUAAAUAUUUUUACUAUUUCCUCUGCGUAUGUGACAGUGAACCAAUUCAUCUUAAGUAAGCUCCCUUGUGUCAUUUGCAUUGAUUUCAUUUGUGUAUCAUCAAUAAAGUUGUGUAUUAAUGUUGUAAAGAAAAAAAGAAAGAAGAAAAAAGGCAUUAUCCUUGUCCUUUGGUUUAUAAUCUAGUUGGAGAGAUAAGAAACAUACAAACCAAAAGAUAACUGAGAAUAUCUGGAGCAUACACUCAUUGUCAGAUAUGUACUCUCUGAGAACAGAGGAGGCAAAGGCUUCUGUGAGAAAUGAAGUCAGCUGAAAUUUUCAUGAAGGAGGUGGCCAUUGUAAAUGAGACCUGAUGGGGUAGGAUAGUUAGGGCAUUCCAGGAGACAGAAUGGGGAAUGGUGUGAAAAAGGCACUGAGGUAGGACCCCUCUUUCUGUGAAAAUCAGGAGACCAGUCUGCUUAGAGUGGAGAGUGGGAGUAAAUAAAUUUAGAACAUUGGGGGAAGCCAUUUGUGGAAAGCUAUUUGAACAUGAUUCCUAUAACCACUGAGAGCUACUACAUAGUCUUGACUAGAAAAUAAUCGGGAUCCAUAUAAAAGUCCCUCUUGCUUUACUACUGUGCAGUGUUGAGGAUGUGGCAAAAUGGACCCUUUCAGCCCUGAUGGUGGCCAUUUGAUAAUGGGUAUUAUAAGCCUUAAACUGUGUAAAUCCUUCCUCUUAAGGAAGUAAUUGAAUAAUUGGCCAAAGAUUGUACCUACAAAACUGUUGAUCUCAGCACUAAGGUAGUAAGAAUUGGAAACAACUUAAGUGUCUAGCACACUGGAUUGGCUAAAUAAAUUAAAGAAUGUUCACACACACAAUAAAUAUGCUGAUGGAAAUUGUAUUACUAGGAAAAGAUAAUCAUCUUCCAUUAUUAAGUGAGAAAGGUAUUGUAUAUAGCAACAUCCAAAAUGUUCAAUUUUGAGGAUAAGAAAAUAUAUGUUUAAAAAAGACAUUAAAACUCCAACAUUAGAAAGACCCAAAAAGGAACAGUAGUUAUCUUUGGGUGGGAGGAUAAUGAGUGAUCUUUACUUUUUUACUUUUUAUUUAUAUGUUCUUAUUUAUCUAAAAUGAAUAUUAAUUGUUAAGAAAUUUUUGAAAAAGAAAAGUGUUGAAAUUGAAACAGGUAAUUAAUUGGUGCAUGUAGAGUUAAAAAAUUAUUUCAGUUAAAAUCAAGGUGAGUUGAAGUUUCCUCUCUGCAAUGACAGAUGAAUGAUGAAGAUGGAGUUUAUCAUGUGAAUUAAAUGUGGUAACAUAUGCAAAGCCGUAAUAAUCUGGCACAUAUUAGUUAAGUAGGGAAAAUGAGCAGCUUUGAUUACUUAUAAUGCAGGUUUGAUAGGUUUUUGGUUGACUUUUGUUUUGCUGGGGCAUUCUGCCAUAUUUCAGUGCCAUUUAAUAAAUAAUAAUAACAAUAAAUGUUAACCUUUAUUAAGUGA